This is a messenger RNA of Cylicocyclus nassatus, 3898 nucleotides long. NCBI's taxonomy places the organism in Eukaryota, Metazoa, Nematoda, Chromadorea, Rhabditida, Strongylidae. The record is from the annotation of a GenBank genome assembly.
AGAUGAUUGAAAGUUGCUGUGCAUUACGAAGGGACUAAAAGAAUCAUACACACAUCCCUGUGAGGUUAAGCGCCACAAAUGAUAUGGAUAAAACCGCCGCAAAUGCCAACAUUGAGAGGAAUUCCAAGUCGAUUGAAUUGCCUCCAGUUUUCUAUGAUACCAUUGAGAGAAUCUCGCAUGCGAUACCAGAAACAUUUGAUUUGGGAACUGUACCGGUUGAGCUGACAUGUGUCGCUUCGUCCUCAGCUUUCAUUGUUUUGGGAGCAGGAUGUGGAACUCUAUUUGUAUAUAACAGAAAGCUUGGGAGGCUUGCACGACCGCUGCGCACAAAUAGCUUUGAGGCAGUGACAUGCGUCCAUCAACUUAGCCUCUUGGAUGACUUUGUUGUGAUUGGACAUAAUACCGGUACGCUGAUAGCAAUGCGCCUACCAAGUGGUCGAGAAGGUGGCAACAUAACAUUGACACAAUGUGUUGAUGUGGACAGUCAUCGCAGGUCCCCGCUAACGUGUGUUCGUUUCAAUUCUGAUGCCACAAAGGUCGUUUCUGGUGAUGCUGCUGGUACUGUGAUAUUAUCUACUGUGAUAUUUGAUACGGGUGAAUUCUAUCAUUCCUUCCUUUUUGAAGGGCCUUGUGCCAUUGCCGCGUUGACCUUUUUCGCCGAUUCUGUAAUUAUUGACAAUACUUUCCAAUUAGUGGUCGUUGGCAUCGCACCACCUCAUCGAACGCAAGUUAUCAGUGAUCGAGAAGAAAGAACUAUCGUUCUUGGCAUGCAUUCCACUACUUCAUCACUUUACCUCGUGGAAAAGUUGAAAUUGCGAAUGUAUUCUAAUUGCUUUGAUGAAAGUCACAUCACAGCUGCAAGCGAAUUGGUUGGCGAGAAUACAAGCAUUGGUUCCGUAAAAUUCGAUGACGAUGGAACCAAGUUGGUAUUACUUUCAACAUCCAAUGUAUUUGUGAUGUAUGACGUGGUUCAACGAGAAAUCCUUUGGAAAGCGUCGCUCAGUAACUAUCUCUGUUGUUUUGUCUGUGAUUUUUGCGUGGACAGCGAUGGUUCAAUCCUUUACAUUACAAAACCUCGUGGAGUGCGUCGCGUUGGGAUCUCACCCAUAGACAAGUUGCUGACAGAAAGAGACAGCGAUUCUUCCCUGUCGUCACUUUUUACUUCCCCAAAGAAGUUGUUGACAGAUGGCGCCUCCUUGGUUACUCAGAGAGGAUUUUCGUUGCUUACGAGUGCUGUAACAGCAGCUAAAGAUUUAAGUGGUGUUCCAGAAGUAAGCAAGGAGGACUCAGUGCGAAUGUAUUAUGAUGACCCAUCACUUAUUCCGAUCAUAGCUCGAGUUGGAAGUGCAUCGCAAGAAACUUCUCGCAUGACUAACGAUAAGUCUGCGUGCACUGCCACAGUAAAACCUCAGAUGGUACAAGAACAUCAUGAUAUAUCUGUUGUAAGAAAGAACCGAGGGCGUCAUAAAAUGGGAAAUCUUCUUGAGAACGCUGAUGAUGAUGAAGCGCGAGAUACGGACGAACCAGAAGCAAUCGGCGAGAGUACCAUACUUGCCCUGAGAAGAGAAGUUCUUGGAAGUAGUGUACUUGGAAGCAGUCCUUCCGGAUCUGGUAUAAGCAUAGAGUCUCCACCAGUUUGGACUCCCAGUGAAAGUCCUCUGGUGUGUGGUCAAUAUAUCAGAUCAACAGAACUCACCAAAAAUCUCUCUGCACCUUGCUCAUCGACGCAUUCUCCUGCAGCAGAGAGACGACAAAUUCCUUCAAUGGGAGAUGAAGCCGACAUGGCUGCUAAAUUCGAAGAACUGCUGAGUGCGGACCCCUCUACUGAAAGCUUCCAACCACAACAGACAGUCACGGAGGGUGCGGAAUCGGUGACAACCGCUUACGAGUACCUACUGCAGAAAAGUCAUCCAAUUGCCGUAGCACCUGAGGCAACACCCUCUACUUCCAUAGCGCCUAUUGAGGUCCGUAACGAAAGUCUUCGUGAAAGAUCUCGGAAGAUCGUUGUACUUAAUGAUCAAGUCGACAUAUGGCAGAAGGCUGUUCUUCCGUAUACCGCCAAGUCUUUUGCCGUUGGAUCUCGACAUAUCGUCCUAUGUCACAGAAGAAAGACACCUCGUAUAAUAAAACAUGAGCAUUUGGGAGUGAAAAAGCAGGGUUGGCAAACAGCAAAGUGGGGAGCUGACAGCGUUUCCAUGAACGACGAAGAAACUAUCGUGUGGAGAAUUCAUCGCAAAGUUGGCUGGUGCGCUGUUGACUCAUUGAGCGCGAUUUCGCAUUUCGAAGAAUGUGCCACUGAUGGAGGAGGUGUAGACGAGAUCUCUAUUGGAACUAAUACAGCAUGGUACAUCACUAAAGAAGGGGUCUCACUGCAAAUGGAGCUGCCAGAAAAGGCCAUAUUUUCGACAGUUGACCAUGAUUGGCCAUUACGAUCUAUAUGUGUAUCGGAUGAGGCAGUAUGGGCCAUACGGGCUGAUGUAGAUAGCCUGGUCGUCCGUGUUGGGCUAGCGAAAUGCAAAAUGGGAUUAGAUUGGAUUGAGAUAACCCCGGAAGGUCCGUCAAAACUGGUUUCUGUGUCUCUCUAUCGUUCUUAUGGUUUUGUGCUGGAUGACAUGGGUCAGUUAUGGAUGAGCUCUGGCGUCGAUCAUCAACAUCCAUAUGGCAGCAGUGAUGCAUUUUACAAGGUUUGUCUUCCUGUCAUUGAUGUCAAAACUGCCCCAAUUACUGCUUGGAGCGUUCGGGUUUCAUCUAUUGGUUUGUUUCUUUGCACGGGGAAGGUGAUGUACUACUCCAGAAGUGCUUUAUCUGGACAUAGAUUUCCCAGAGCGAUACCUCCAAAGUUUGAACUUCUGGAUAAUUUUUCAUUGUUCUCGGCUGGCUCUUUUACAGGAACGACAGGAUUCAUUCACCUAUGCCGAGAAGACUCGGAGGUUUUUGUGUAUCGGCCUGGAAAGCGCAACUUUGUGACGCUCGCUAUCCCUAUAACAUCGCAAGCGGUUAUCUCAUUAUGCGGUGCCGAACAUAAACUGUUCCUUAUUGAUAGCAGUGGCAAACUGUUUUCAUCUGAUGGUGAGACUGCAAAUUGGGAAGCUGUGACGUUGCCAGAACCUGUAUGUUGUGUCGCACACAGCAAGCUGUCUUCUUGGGCGGUGACUUGCACUGGUAAAAUACUUGUAUCGCUCGAGGGAUCGAGUGUAUGGUCCAUCAUCGGAGUUCCAUCGGAUGUAGAUGCCAAUGUUGUACCAACACAGGUUUUUGCUUCUCCGAAUGGAAUUUAUGUCUGGGUACUUGCUGCUGGACGUGGAUGGGCUCGUGCUAACAUUAAUGAAAGGAAUCCAAUAGGGUCAAAGUGGACCGAGACAUAUCACACUUCUGAGCUGUGCAGUUUGGCUGUGGGAGACAAUGUUGUAUGGGCCCUUGAUAGUUCAAGUCAACUGCUGAGAUUGCGAGGUUUGGCGGCCGGCAACCCGGCUGGAAACUACUGGCGCCCAAUUUCUAAUGCGUUAUUCAGAGCGAUUUCUGUGGAUAAUCAGAGUGAAUUGUGGGCACUUGAUAUGGAAAAUCGACUCGUGCAGCAUCUGAGCAACGUCUACAUCCCGGAUCAAUUUUCCUCCGAUGCUCCAUCAAGCCCGUUCGAACUUAUUUGAUAGUAUUUGCUUUCUUAUGUUCCAUAUCGAAAUGGCCUUUCUAGCCCAAUCUAGCCUUGUAUGAUUCCUCAUUUUUUCAAUUUUUCUAGUUCUUGUUUUCUUACGAUUUUUCAUCAUUCUUGUCAAUAUUUGUUAUCUCGCAUUUCGUUGAUUCGUACACUCACAGACUUUAUACUAUCCUACAUUCACUUAUAGUUCCAGUCUUUGUUGAAAUUCAUGUGCCGAGUUUUUCCAUAAACUGUGAUCGUUUG